Solanum dulcamara is the source of this 1247-nucleotide messenger RNA. RefSeq names its product trihelix transcription factor ASR3-like. The record is from RefSeq and is a predicted model, not a curated record. The transcript is spliced from 2 exons. NCBI's taxonomy places the organism in Eukaryota, Viridiplantae, Streptophyta, Magnoliopsida, Solanales, Solanaceae. Bases 152 to 1126 code for a protein of 324 amino acids.
UGGAAGUCAAUCACUAAUCAACUUGAUAAAAAAACCAAGUAAUAUCCUCCGACAAUGUACAAGACCAUCAGUAGACUAUCCACAGAGAUCUUUAUAUUGUCUUCCUGAUUGACCUCUGCAGCAAAACGCAAUGACAUUAGGCUAAACAGAGAUGAAUGAGAACACCGCAACAUUAGCUGAUGGACAGCAAAAACCGACUGAAGAUGGCAAAAGUAAGACACCAAGACACUCGCGAUGGACCAGGCAAGAGACGCUUGUUCUCAUACAAGGGAAAAAGAUUGCAGAGGAAAGAGCUCAUAGGGGGCGUAAAUCCUCUUCUGUUUUCGGAUCAGACAAGCCGGAACCUAAAUGGGACUCGGUCUCAUCUUACUGCAGACAACAUGGAGCAGAUAGAGGACCUGUUCAAUGCAGAAAACGUUGGAGCAACAUGAUCAGUGACUUCAAGAAAAUUAAAACAUGGGAGACACAGGCAAAUGGAAGCAAUCAAUCUUAUUGGAUUAUUAGUAACGAUCUCAGGCGAGAGAAAAGGCUACCAGGUUCUUUUGACAGAGAAGUCUACAAUGUCUUGGAUGGGAAGGAAUUCACAGCAGAAGCAUACCAACUAGCUCUAGUAACCAUAACCACAGAUGAAAAACUUGACUAUGGUAUAGAAAUAGUCGAAGAAGAGGAUGAGGAAGAAGGAGAGGAAGAGAAUGACAAUGUUUCUCAUACCGGGGAAUAUACUAUGGAAGAUGAUGUUAUGCCUCCAGCAGCGGAGGAAGUUGGAAGCAACCCACUGAAGGAACACAUCGUCAAAGAUAAAAAAGUCAAGUCCACUCCCUCUCCAACGCCUAGAUCAGGUACAGCUGAAGGAGAACAGCCUGGAUCAGAUUUCUGGAAUAGCCCCAUGUUUCAGGACAAAGUGAAGAGAAGAAGACUAUCACCAGAUGGUUGUAUUGAUAGUAAUCUGGGAUAUAAACUGCUGAAAACUCUGGAGCGAAACACCAACAUGCUUCAUUCACAACUUGAUGCUCAAAUGGAAAAUCGUCAACGGGACAGGGAGCAGCAGAAGGAACACACUGAUAGCUUGAUUGCUACUCUUAAUAAGGUAGCUGAUGCAGUAUCAAGAGUUGCUGAUAAGAUGUAAUGGAUAAAGACACAUUCUAAGAUGAUGCCCAUUUAAUAGUAGGUUUUUAUUUAUUUUUGUUUUUGAUGAACUAAGAAGUAGGUUUUGAUUAUUUAUCGACUAUCAUUGUUCUUGACAGUGA